This is a messenger RNA of Drosophila serrata, 1488 nucleotides long. RefSeq names its product Cytochrome P450 6a16 (gene Cyp6a16). Lineage: Eukaryota; Metazoa; Arthropoda; Insecta; Diptera; Drosophilidae. Gene Ontology annotation, molecular function: oxidoreductase activity, acting on paired donors, with incorporation or reduction of molecular oxygen; iron ion binding; heme binding. The record is from RefSeq and is a predicted model, not a curated record.
AUGGACUUCGUUCUAAUAGUGCUCACUUCGAUACUCAGCUUCCUGCUGGGUUAUCUUCGAUAUAGCUUUCAAUACUGGGAGCAGCGAGCAAUACCCCAGCUGAAGACGCACUUCCUUGGACAUAUAGCCAAGCUGCGAUCCGUGCACCUGGGCGAACUCCUUCAGGAAACCUACGAUGCCUUCAAGGGAAGCGCCCGUGCUGGCACCUAUGUCUACCUACAGCCUGUGGCAGUGAUCCUGGACUUGGAGUUGGUCAAAUCGGUACUCAUUAGGGACUUUGGCAAAUUCGCAGAUCGGAGGAGCUUCCAUGGCGAUCCGCUCACCGCAAAUCUAUUCAACAUGCAGGGCGAGGAGUGGCGUUCCCUUCGCACCAAACUCACACCCACUUUUACCAGCGGAAAGAUGAAGUAUAUGUUUGAAACCAUCACUGCGGUGGCCCAGCAGCUGGGCGAAACCUCUGAGGAAUUGGUGGGUUCAAAGGGCGCCGUUCUGGAGUUGCACGAUCUACUGGGUCGCUAUACCACCGAUGUCAUUGGAAACUGUGCCUUUGGCACAAAGUGUAACAGCCAAGAUCCCCAGGCAGAGUUCCGGAAGGUGGGUCGAAAACUAUUCCAAAAUAGUGGCAGAAGCAUCCGCUGGCGCAUCUUCAAGUCCACAUACUUCACCUCACUGACCAUGGGACUGCCAGUGCGGAUCUUUAGCCCGGAGGUUGCCGAUUUCUUCAUGCGCAUUGUUCACGAAACUGUCGAGCUGAGGGAGCGUGAGAAGAUCAGAAGGAACGACUUCAUGGAUCUACUGCUAGGUCUUCGCGCCAGGAGAACGGCAAGGAUUAACCGUGGAGCAAUGGCUGCCCAGGCUUUUGUAUUUUUCGUUGCCGGAUUCGAGACCAGUUCGAGCAACAUGAGUUACGCGCUAUACGAGCUGGCCAAGAACGGGGAAGUGCAGGAAAAGCUGCGGGAGAUACGAGAGGUAAUCGCCAGACAUGGACAACUGACCUAUGAGGCCAUGAUGGAGAUGACCUACUUGGACCAGACAAUCACAGAAACCCUUCGCAAGUACCCAGCCUUGGCCUCCCUGACCCGUAUUGCCUGAGACUAUGAGAUACCGGCUCGCGAUGGUGGCGAGUCUGUUGUCCUGGAAAAGGGCACCAAUAUACACAUACCCGUGCGGGCCAUACACUAUGACCCGGACAUCUAUCCGGAGCCCAACGAGUUCCGGCCCGAGCGCUUUGAACCGGCUGCCUGCCAGGAGCGACCGGCGGUUGCCUUCCUGGGCUUUGGUGAUGGGCCGCGCAAUUGCAUCGGGCUGCGCUUCGGGCGGAUGCAGGUGAAGGUGGGCCUGAUCACGCUACUGCUGCGCUUCCGUUUCCGCCUGCCGUCUGGAUCACCCGAUAGGCUGAUGGUCUCACGGCGUACCAUGAUACUCAUGCCCGACAAGGGUGUUCGGUUGCAAGUCGAUCGGCUGGCGACGGACCAGUGUCGCGCCUAA